AUGGCUGCCGUCAAUGGCACCAGUCACGACCCAGAUGGGACUGCUGCUCCCUCGGGCCCGACUCGGAUCUCUAUUUUGGGCAGGGAGGACAUCAUAGUCGACUAUGGUGUCUUCUACAACUUCGUCGCCAGCGACCUGCUCACUAACCUCAAGUCCUCCACCUACGUCCUCAUCACCGAUACCAACAUCGCCCCGCUCUACGUACCCUCCUUCGAAAAAGCCUUCUCCUCUGCAACGUCCCUCCCUCCUAGCAAUGGCACGGCGCCGGCCCCCCGUCUGCUUACCUACGCCAUCCCCCCCGGCGAGAACUCCAAGGGCCGCGAGACCAAGGCCGAGAUCGAGGACUGGAUGCUCAGCCACAAAUGCACGCGCGACACCGUCAUCAUCGCCCUCGGCGGCGGCGUCAUCGGUGACAUGAUCGGCUAUGUCGCCGCCACCUUCAUGCGUGGCGUGCGCUUCGUCCAGGUGCCCACCACCCUGCUCGCCAUGGUCGACAGCAGCAUCGGCGGCAAGACUGCCAUCGACACUCCCAUGGGCAAGAACCUGAUCGGCGCCUUCUGGCAGCCCGCGAGGGUCUACAUCGACCUGCAGUUCCUCGACACCCUGCCCGCCCGCGAGUUCAUCAACGGCAUGGCCGAGGUGGUCAAGACCGCUGCCAUCUGGGACGAGGACGAGUUCAAGGCCCUCGAGGCCAACGCGGGCGCCAUCCUGGAGGCCGGCAUGGUCAAGGAGGCCGAGCUCGCCCGUUUCCUCGGCGUCCUGCGUCCGGGCGCCGUGGCCCGCCUCACCAAGUGCAUCGCCAGCUACGACCUACCGACCUCCCUCAAGGACAAGCGGAUCGUCAAGCUGACAGCCGGCAAGCGCUGCCCGGUCGAUGUGCUGCUGGAAAAGAUGGCCGUCGACAAGAAGAACGACGGGGCUAACAAGAAGAUCGUGCUCUUGUCUGCCAUUGGGAAGUGCUACGAGCCCAGGGCGAGCGUCGUUGAGGACCGUGCGAUCCGGGUUGUCUUGUCUCCGGCGGUACGGGUGACACCCGGUCUGCCUGGCGACCUGGCUGUCAGUGUGACGCCUCCGGGGUCCAAGAGCAUUUCGAACCGUGCACUGGUCCUGGCUGCUCUCGGGCAGGGCGAGUGCCGCAUCAAGAACCUGCUUCACUCGGACGACGUCGAGUACAUGCUUUCUGCCAUCUCGGGGCUCAACGGCGCAACGUACCGCUGGGAGGAGGGCGGCGAGGUUCUGGUCGUGCAGGGCAAAGGCGGCAGGCUGGAGGCUAGCAAGGAACCUCUGUACCUCGGCAAUGCAGGCACAGCGUCGCGUUUUCUGACGAGCGUGGUCGCCCUGUGCGCACCAUCGUCUGUAUCCUCGACCGUCCUGACCGGCAACUCGAGAAUGCAGGUCAGGCCGAUCGGGCCCCUGGUGGACGCCAUGCGCACGAAUGGCGUGAACGUCAAGUACCUGAAUAAGGAGGGCAGCUUGCCCGUCCAGGUCGAUGCUGCGAACGGCUUCGAGGGCGGUGUGAUCGAGCUGGCGGCGACCAUCUCGUCGCAGUACGUCUCGUCGCUGCUCAUGUCUGCACCGUACGCCAAGAACCCUGUGACGCUCAAGCUUGUGGGCGGCAAGCCCAUCUCACAGUUCUACAUCGACAUGACCGUCGCCAUGAUGGGGGCAUUCGGAGUGCACGUCGAGCGGUCCACAACCGAAGAGAACACCUACCACAUCCCUCAAGGCACCUACAAGAACCCGGCCGAGUAUGAAAUUGAGAGCGAUGCCAGCUCGGCAACCUACCCACUAGCGGUAGCAGCCAUCACGGGCACUACCUGCACCGUCCCUAACAUCGGCUCCAAGUCCUUGCAGGGAGACUCGCGCUUUGCGGUCGAUGUACUGCAGGCCAUGGGUGCCACGGUGAAGCAGACCGACUACUCGACCACAGUGACUGGUCCGCCUGUCGGACAGCUCAAGGCUAUGCCGCACGUUGACAUGGAGCCCAUGACGGAUGCCUUCCUGACCGCCUCCGUCCUGGCCGCCGUUGCUGAUGGCACGACGCAGAUCACUGGUAUUGCCAACCAAAGAGUAAAGGAGUGCAACCGCAUUGCAGCGAUGAAAGACCAGCUUGCCAAGUUUGGUGUCCACUGCUCUGAGCUUGACGACGGCAUCGAGAUCACAGGCCGGCCCUACAAGAGCCUCACGGAGCCCGUCGACGGCAUCUACUGCUAUGACGAUCACCGUGUAGCCAUGAGCUUCAGCGUCCUGUCUGUCAUCUCACCACACCCGGUGCUGGUCCUGGAGCGUGAGUGCACAGGAAAGACCUGGCCAGGCUGGUGGGAUGUGCUGUCCGAGUCUUUCAAGGUGACGCUGGACGGCGAAGAGCCCGAAUCAGGCCACUCGACGCAUGGCCAAUCCCCAAAAUCCUCCUCAGACCGAUCUAUCUUCCUCAUCGGAAUGAGGGGAGCCGGCAAGACAACCGCAGGAGGCUGGUUGGCGGAAACCUUACACAGAAAAUUCAUCGACCUCGAUGUUGAGCUGGAGCGGAGGGUAGGCCAGACGAUACCGGAGAUGAUCCGUGGCGACCUUGGCUGGGAAGGGUUCCGCAAGGCCGAGCUUGAGCUGCUGCAUGAGGUCAUGGCAGAGCGGCCGCGCGGCUGGGUGUUCUCGUGCGGCGGCGGCAUCGUCGAGGCUCCCAGUGCCCGCGAGAAACUGAUCGAGUACAAGAAUAAUGGUGGUUACGUGCUUCAAGUACACCGCGAUACUGAGCAGGUGGUCGAGUACCUUUUGAUUGACAAGUCGCGGCCAGCCUACACUGAGCAGAUCAGGGAAGUCUACGAGAGGAGAAAGCCCUGGUUCGAGGAGUGUAGCAACUUCAAGUACCACAGCCCACAUCCAGGCAGCUCAGACGUCUUGGUGGAGGUGCCAGUGGACUUUACAAGAUUUGUCUCUGUGAUGUGCGGGCACAGCAACCACUUCGAGGAGGUCAAGCGGAAGAAGCACUCAUUCUUCGUCGCUCUCACCGUGCCUGACGUGACAGAUGCUCUAGAGCUGAUCCCUCGGGUCGUUGUUGGGUCGGAUGCCGUUGAGCUACGUGUUGAUCUGCUCAAGGACUACUCGCCAGAGUUUGUGGGUAUUCAGGUGGCCACACUGCGGGCCGCUGCCAAGAUACCCAUUGUCUUCACCGUGCGAACGCGGAGCCAAGGCGGCAAGUUCCCCGACGACGACUCGGAAGGUGCGGCAGCACUCUACGCUGUGGCGGCGCGCAUGGGUGUGGAGUACAUCGACGUUGAACUCACCUGGCCGGAGGACGUGAUUCAGGCCGUCGUGGCGCAAAAGGGCUCGUCCCGCAUCAUCGCAUCCCACCAUGACCCCCAGGGCGCUCUGUCUUGGAAGAAUGGCGCAUGGAUACAGUACUACAACAAGGCCCUGCAGUUUGGCGACAUCAUCAAGCUGGUGGGUGUAGCUGCUAGCCAGGAGGACAAUUUUGCGCUGGCCAGCUUCAAGGCACGGAUGGGAGCCUCCCACAAGACGCCCAUGAUCGCUAUCAACAUGGGACCCCAGGGCAAGCUCAGCCGCGUCUUGAACGGCUUCCUGACGCCAGUGUCGCACCCGGAGCUGCCCUUCAAGGCCGCCCCGGGACAGCUCUCGGCUACCGAGAUCCGCCAGGCCUUGGCCCUCAUCGGCGAGCUGGAUGAGCGCUUCUUCUACCUCUUCGGCAAGCCCAUCUCUCAAUCACGGUCUCCGGCCCUGCACAACACCCUCUUCAAGGCCAACGGUCUUCCGCACACCUACUCGCUCUUCGAGACGGACCACGCAGCCGACGUCCAGGACCUGAUCCGCUCACCCAACUUUGGCGGCGCCUCAGUGACCAUCCCGCUGAAGCUGGACAUCAUCCCGCUCCUCGACAGCGUCACGGAGUCGGCCAAGGUCAUUGGCGCUGUGAACACCAUCAUCCCGGUGGUCUCGGAGGACGGCAGGCGGACUCUGCUUGGCGACAAUACUGACUGGAUGGGCAUGGUCUACGCGUUCCGCCAAGCCGGCAUCGUCAAGAACACCCGUGCAGCGCCAGGAGGCGGCUCCGCCGUCGUCGUCGGGUCUGGAGGCACGACUCGCGCGGCCGUCUUUGCGCUGCACCACCUAGGCUACGCACCUAUCUACAUUGUUGCGCGCAACGCCGCCAACGUCAGCCAGCUGGCCGAAUCUUUCCCAUCCGACUAUGACGUGCAGCACCUCGUAGGCGCCAAGCAGGAGCUGUUGUCGCAGCCACGGGUGAUUAUUAGCUCCAUCCCUGCAGACAAGCCCAUGGAUAGCGGCAUGCGCGACAUUGUGGCGUCCGUGCUGCACCGCCAACAGCAGCAACAACAGCCUGCGGGGGCCAAUGGGUUUCCCACGAGGGCUCUGCUAGAGAUGGCGUACAAGCCGCGACGCACAGCGGUCAUGGCAAUGGCUGAGGACGCGGGUUGGGAGACUAUCCCCGGCCUGGAGGUAUUGAGCGCGCAGGGUUGGUAUCAGUUUCAACUAUGGACCGGCAUUACUCCCAUCUACGCCGACGCCAGAGCGGCCGUCAUGGGCGACGAGGCCCCUACUACAACUGGUGGCUCCUCAUAA
Cryphonectria parasitica EP155 is the source of this 4593-nucleotide messenger RNA. RefSeq lists its product as uncharacterized. Bases 1 to 4593 code for a protein of 1530 amino acids. Gene Ontology annotation, cellular component: cytoplasm. The transcript has 3 exons. The record is from RefSeq and is a predicted model, not a curated record. Gene Ontology annotation, molecular function: shikimate kinase activity; 3-dehydroquinate dehydratase activity; 3-dehydroquinate synthase activity. Gene Ontology annotation, biological process: aromatic amino acid biosynthetic process; chorismate biosynthetic process. Lineage: Eukaryota; Fungi; Ascomycota; Sordariomycetes; Diaporthales; Cryphonectriaceae.